AAAGCUCGUUGGGGACGCUUGUCGAUAGCUCGAGCCUCAUUAGUGUCUUUCACAAAUCCAUCCUUCCUUCCUACGUUUGUUGCUCCAUCCUUAAUCACUACCCGCCAACUCCCGCAGUUUGUCUCCUUCUCCGGUCACGAAAUUUCCCGCAGAGAUUUCCUCUUCACCCAUUUGUAGAAAAAUCCCCAUCCGGAGGCUCUUCUUGUUUGAUCCUCCGGUUGCUGAUUUCGAUUGAUGAAGAUGGGAUUUUUCCUCUUCUCGAGCUUGUUUCUCUGCUGGGUGAUCAAUGGAUAAGAACCAGGAACUUCGCUGAGGAACCUCCCCACAUAAAAGUUCUACCUUUGCCCCCACCUGAAGAAAGAAACCCACGAAUCUCUCUGGGUUUCCCUUCUUCUUGAUCGAGGAAAGAUAGGAUUUUUUUUUUAUAAAUUUUUUUCGAUACUCUUUUUUCCUCUUUUGGGUUGUUGAUGAAUGAGUAAUAAGCAGAAUCAACAAAUGGGUUCACUGGGGAAAGGAGCUGACCUGAAGGGUGUUGGUGUUGAUGGCUAUAGCCAUAACAGCAGUAGAUAUGACUACUCGUUUAAGAUUCUGCUGAUAGGGGACUCCGGGGUUGGGAAGAGCAGCCUUCUCCUCAGCUUCAUCUCCACCUCUGUUCUUCACCAUGACCUCUCUCCCACCGUUGGUGUGGACUUUAAGAUCAAGCUACUCACAGUCGGAGGCAAGCGGUUGAAGCUCACUAUCUGGGACACAGGUACUAAAUCUGGACAGGAGAGAUUCGGUAUAGUAACAAGCUCGUACUACAGGGGGGCUCAUGGAAUUAUACUCGUUUAUGAUGUGACGAGACGAGAAACGUUCACGAACCUGUCAAACAUAUGGGCAAAGGAGGUAGAGCUCUACUCCAGCAAUCAGGAUUGCGUGAAACUUGUAGUUGGGAAUAAAGUUGAUCGGGAGAGCGAGAGGGCUGUAUCGAGAGAAGAAGGGAUGGGUCUAGCCCUCAAGUAUAGAUGCUCGUUUCUUGAGUGCAGUGCCAAAACCAAAGAAAAUGUGCAUCAGUGCUUUAAGGAGCUUAUAUAUAAGAUACUGGAGGUUCCCAGUCUACUAGAGAAGGGAUCAGUGGCUGUAAAGAGGCAGAUUUUGAAACAGAAAGAAGUACAAUACCCGCACUCAAAAGGAGGCGGCUGCUGCUCUUAAGCUCGAUUUGUAUAGAAACGACACUUGUUGGUAGAAAACUAUACUUUCAUACAGCAAGAAUCGCAACAUUCCACUACCCGGCCAUUAUAAGUUCAAAAUAAAGAUCCCUUUGUUCUUGUCGGGUUUGAAGUACUGCAGAUUUGUUUAUUUCCAUUUUGGUUGAGUACAACCCUUCAGGUAUCUUUGUUGUACUGAUGAUAGGAUUUGCCGAGGAGAAGAUUGUGAUGUACAUAGAGGUUGCUUGAUGUAAUUAAUGGAGAAAGUGUUGUGAUAGCUCAAGCAAAUAAUUACAUGUGGCAGCGAGAUUUUGUACAUAUUGAAAUUUAAACAAGAAAUGAGCUGUUCGAUAAAA
This is a messenger RNA of Punica granatum (pomegranate), 1543 nucleotides long. The record is from RefSeq and is a predicted model, not a curated record. NCBI's taxonomy places the organism in Eukaryota, Viridiplantae, Streptophyta, Magnoliopsida, Myrtales, Lythraceae.